AUGCUCCCAGGGCUCCUCGAGCGAGGGCAAGAGCUUGCACCUUGGCCCAGGGAAGGGAGCCUCCUGUGGUCACCGCAGGGAGGAGGUCGCAGCAUCCCUCCCACCUGUGGGAGGAGCCUGAGUAGAAGACCUGCCGUCCCCCUCCGCGGCGAACCGCAUCUCAACACCUCAGAGAGAAACCGCAGCUCUCCAUCUCCGAUGCACCCACCUCCAGGGGAAAAGCUUGUAGCUCCUCCAUCGCGGAGGUCCCAUCUCCAGAGCUCCAGGAGAGAAGCCGCAGCUCGCAUCACCUCUAGGACGAGCUCGGUCCCUGGGAGGAGCCCUGGAGUCCCGGAAGCAGCUUCCCGCUACCCCCCGCAGGAGCUCUUCGGCUCCCGCCACCCCGUCCCGUGCUCACGCAGGCUGAACCUGUCGCGCCCACACACCACACGCGCCCUCCCCCCAGGUCUGGAACUGGAAGGCGCGGCGGAUUGCGGUCCUGUGCGGCCGCGGGGACCGGAUCCUGGAGUGUACGGUUCUGUACAUGGGAAAAAAUUAUUCCUUCAGUUUGAUCCCGAUGAGGAGAUGGAGCUACUUGGCAGCGGCCCACAGCCUGGACAAGGAGUGCAGCAGAAGGAGGCCAUGGACCCAGAGCUGGCCCUGGGGCCCAAUGCUCAGGAAACGUCUGCAGGCCCCUCUGGAUCUGAGGAGCCUGUUCCUAGUGGAUCUGAUGGUCCCUAUGGUCUUAGGGGACACAGCCUUUUAGCAGUUGCCCAGAGGUGGCUAGAGGUCAGGUUUGGUUUAUUUGGCAGUAUCUGGGUGAAUGACUUCUCCAGAGCAAAGAAAGCUAACAAGAGAGGUGACUGGAAAGACCCUGUGCCAGGUAAUGUGCUUGUACUCCAUUUUGAUGGUGGUGGCUUCCUGGCAUUUUAUAAUUGCCAGAUGUCAUGGAGUCCUCCCCCAGUGGUUGAGCCCGCCUGCGACAUCUUGUCUGAAAAGUUCCAUCGAGGACAAGCAUUGGAAGCUCUAAGGCAGGCUCAGCCUGUGUGCUAUACGCUAUUGGACCAGAGAUACUUUUCAGGAUUAGGGAACAUUAUAAAGAAUGAAGCCUUGUACAGAGCAGGGAUCCAUCCCCUCUCUCUCGGCUCGCUCCUGAGUUCUUCCUCUCUGGAGGCCCUCGUGGAUCAUGUGGUGGAGUUCAGUUCAGACUGGCUUCGGGACAAAUUCCAAGGCAAGAAACAGCACACACAGAUCUACCAGAAGCAGCAGUGCCCUUCCGGUCACCAGGUCAUGAAGGAGACCUUUGGGCCCCCCGGAGGAUUCCAGAGGCUCACCUGGUGGUGCCCUCAGUGCCAGCCACAGCUGUCAUCUGAGGGGCCAUAGAAGCUGCUGUCCUCCUAAAACACUUGGUCUUCUUCACGGAACUUGUAGCCUUGAAGAUUCAGAUACCAUGUCUCCCGAGAGAAGGGUGUAGGCAGGAAUUGUAUGACAGAUCGGGAAAUGGUCCAGAGGGUCACUAUUGUUGUUGUUUCAUUGGAUUAUGCCUCAGCCGUGGCUUUCAUAGGGAUAGGUGUUUUCCUUUUCUGGUUAAUUCUAUGUAAUCCCACCACACUGUCAAAAUCCUGACAGGGUUGGAGAAGCUGCCUGGAAUAGCAUUGAGUCUGACAAAUGGGGGUACAGCUGGGGGGGUGGGGGCAGCUGUUGGGGACAGCUGAGGGAUACUAUACUCCCAGACUACUUUGCUAAUGGUGGGUUGUACUGUGUUUUGGGAACUGGUUGAUUUUGAGUCCCUCCAUUUUUCUUUCUUCUUCCCCUUGGAGGGGUCAGGGAUGAGGGCAAAGCCACAGGCAGGUACUGCUGGUCAGUCUGCCUGGUGCCUUCCCGGUGCCUGGAGACUCCAGGGUAGGCAGGGAGGUGUGCCCCCAAGGACUGUGAGAAAAAAUGCUGGUUUAUUAUGGGCAUUUGUGACGGUGGAUGUUUGAACAUCCCGGUGUCCAGGGAUGUAGAGAAACAACCCAUCAGGUUGUUAGCAACAGCUUCAUGGAACUGGGGUAGCAACUGAAAAUAAAAGUGUGAUGUUUUCUAUGUUG
Molecule: messenger RNA, 2069 nt
Organism: Peromyscus leucopus (white-footed mouse)
Lineage: Eukaryota; Metazoa; Chordata; Mammalia; Rodentia; Cricetidae
Product: endonuclease 8-like 2
Exons: 4
Biological process (GO): base-excision repair
Cellular component (GO): nucleus
Molecular function (GO): zinc ion binding; DNA N-glycosylase activity; damaged DNA binding
Source: RefSeq, a predicted model, not a curated record